UGUUCAGUGCCCACUGUACUGCUAGGCAUCCCUGUAAGAGGAGGAGGAGGCUCUGUCAAACUCAGAAAGCAAAGGGAGAGAAAACAAUUCUCCUUGUGUGUGCUUUGCCUUGUGUUUUUCCAGCAAGCACAUCCAGAGCUCAUCUGAAAUGUAUUAAAACCCUGGAGAAAGAAGGAUCCUCUGUAAUCUAGCUGCGCUGACGCUCCACAGAGGGCUCCUAUUUGCUGCUGGAGGUACACCCAUACAUGUAGCUGCAGCUCCUCCAGGACGAGUUCUUCUGUCUUUGAUUCAAAACAUUUUCCAGGCUCCUGAGGGCGAGACCGGAGAGGGAGAGAUCAAGGUGCUUUGGGAAGAAUCCACUACGACUUGGGGCUAAAGGUUGCCAGCGUUAGGACUACUUUCAAGGAAAAACUCACAGCUUCAAACAAAGCUUCAGCCCUAUCAUUCCUCGCGCUGUGUACAGAACCCAACUCAAGGACAAAGUGAGCGCUCUACACAUAAAUACAGGAAGCACCUGAAGUCAGAUACAGGAAUUACAGAUCCAAACAACAAGCAUCCUAUAGCAAUUUUGUCUUAUCGGUUAUUAGAAAUGUCACGCUGGGGGCGUAAAAAUGUAAAGAAGGCGCCUGAGGUGAUCCGCACUGUGACAGAAGGGCUGAAGUCUAUGUACCGUAAGAAGCUGCUGCCUCUGGAGCAGUAUUAUGGUUUCCAUGACUUCCACUCCCCCAGUCUGGAAGAUGCAGACUUUGACAACAAGCCCAUGGUUUUGGUCGUGGGACAGUACUCCACUGGGAAGACCACAUUCAUCAAGUAUCUACUGGAGCAGGAUAUUCCUGGGAGCAGAGUGGGUCCUGAACCCACCACUGACUGCUUUACUGCCAUCAUGCAUGGAGAGGUGGAGGGAGUUAUUCCCGGGAAUGCUCUCAUCGUAGAUCCCAACAAGCCAUUCCGUAAACUCAACCCAUUCGGAAACACCUUCCUCAACAGAUUUCAGUGUGCCCAGAUGCCCAACCAGGUUUUGGAGAGCAUCAGCAUCAUUGACACACCGGGGAUCCUGUCUGGCGCCAAGCAGAGAGUAAGCCGAGGUGAGCGGGGUGACAAAGGUUAUGACUUCCCAGCUGUGCUGCGCUGGUUUGCGGAGCGUGUGGACCUUAUCAUCCUGCUGUUCGAUGCCCACAAACUGGAGAUCUCAGAUGAGUUCUCCGAGGCCAUCGGGGCCCUGAAGGGCAACGAGGACAAGCUACGGGUGGUGCUCAACAAAGCUGACAUGGUGGGGACCCAGCAGCUGAUGAGAGUGUACGGAGCGCUGAUGUGGUCCCUGGGGAAGGUGUUCGGCACCCCAGAGGUUCUGCGUGUCUACAUCGGCUCCUUCUGGUCAGAGCCACUCCUGGUCACUGAUAACCGUAAGCUAUUUGAGCUUGAGGAGGAGGAUUUGUUUGCUGACAUCCAGAACCUCCCUCGCAAUGCAGCUUUACGCAAGCUCAACGACCUGGUCAAGAGGGCGCGUCUGGUCAGGGUUCAUGCCCACAUCAUCAGUUAUUUGAAGCAGGAGAUGCCAUCUGUCUUCAGGAAGGACAAUAAGAAGAAGAAUCUCAUCUAUCAGCUGCCAGUUAUCUUCACUAAGAUCCAGCUGCAGCACAACAUUUCUGCUGGGGAUUUCCCAGAUUGUGCUAAGAUGCAGGAACAACUGAUGGUUCACGAUUUCACCAAGUUCAAAACUCUGAAGCCAAACCUGAUGGUGGCCUUGGAUGAGCUGCUCUCCUCUGACAUUGCCAAAUUAAUGCCCCUGCUGCGCCAGGAGGAGCUGGAAGCAGGAGAUCAACUUGGCGUGCAGGGCGGUGCCUUCCUGGGGACCCGGGCCGGGCCCUUCACAGAAGGUGGCCCUUUUGCUGAGGAGAAUGGAGAGAGAUGUGAGGAGGACGAGGACUGGGUGGUGACCAAGGACAAGCCCAAGUAUGAUGAAAUCUUCUACAACCUCGCCCCCAACGAGGGCAAGCUGAGCGGCACCAAGGCAAAGGACUGGAUGGUGAGCACGCGCCUGCCCAACUCAGUGCUGGGUCGCAUCUGGAAGCUGUCAGAUGUGGACCGCGACGGCAUGCUGGAUGAUGAGGAAUUUGCCCUGGCCAGUCAUCUAAUUGAGGUGAAGCUGGAAGGCCACGGUCUACCUCCCGAGCUGCCCUCCCGUCUGAUCCCGCCUUCCAAACGCAGGCAGAAGGGCUCUGACGCUUAGACACAUCCCAGCAGCUGAGAGAUUCUUCUCCUAUCGCUGUCACACUUUUGCUACUGUUUGUACUUGCUUUUGUUUCCUCAACCCACAUGAAAAUGUUAUACAUACGUUGCUGGACAAAAGUUUCAUACCACACAUUUAUUUCUUGAGAUUUGCCUCCUGAGGUGUCAGACGUUCUUUUUAUCUUUUAAAUUCGUUUUUAUCAACAGUUCUUCAGGCUUUCUGAAAGACAUGAGCUGCUUUUUCGCUCAUUUACAGAACAAAAUAGUUUACACCUGACCACAAUGUCAUGUUGUGUUGUUUUUGCAAGAAAAAUAAAAGAAAUGGACCACUGUCAGACCUAAGACACCUAUUAAAAGCAGAUGAACCAAAUCUAAAAGCCUUUGAGAAAGAAGAAAUAGUUUUCAAAAUAGUGUUAUAUUUAGAUUUAGAAAUAACUUGGGUUUUAAUUGAAAUCCCUCCCGUGCUCCAAUUUGUAUACUCACUGUAAUCCUUGCAGAAUCCUGGAGGAAGUUUGUGCCUUCCUGCAGUGGUCAAUAGGCGGGAGGCUGGGUGGCGUUCACGCUGAACAGGUCACCAGGUCAUCACAGAGAGACACGUGUGCACUCAGGACAAAUAAUCAUGCACACAAUCAUGUCUGAGAGCAAUUUAAAGUGGCCUGUAGAGAGUGCAAAAAUUUACAGGUAGAGCAUGAAAACUCUAUCCAGUAAAGACUCUCGAAAAUAGUCAGGUACUGAAUCUGAAAAAGAAACAAAAAACAGUCCAAAAGAAACUUCUAAAAAGCCUUCACGAAGCCUGGAGAUCUUUUAAUCGGAUCAUUUUAAAAGAUGACAACAGUCUGUCUGCUUGGAAGCAAGAUAUUAAGAAAUGAAUGACAACUAAAACGUUUUUGCUCAGUGUUGUAUAAUUUCUUUCAGACUAACUGUACUCUUGCACAGCUGAACAUACUUUAUUUAAGCGUAACGUGACCGUGACUUUCUGCAAGUGACCAAGUUUGGGUGCUUCCUCUCUUUGGCUCUUGAAAAUGUGUCAUUUUUUAUGAUGAGCUUUUGAAAAUGUAUCUACUCGUGUUUGCAGAAGGUAAACGCUCAGAGUGAGCUCAUUUGUUAAUAUAAUCUUUCCAUAUAGCGUGCACCAUCUGUAGUUAGAUUCUGAAGUUAUUUUGCUAUUUGCCUUCUUCCUCCCACAUUUCGUCUUUCCGGACGAAGACCAGCUUAGCUCACAUGAUUCGUUUAUAGCAUUUUCUAUAAAAAGAAAACGGCUCAAACCUAAUACCGUUCAUGCAUUUCACUCUGAUGCUUUACAUGGUUUUGUGCAUAUUUUAUAUGUUAUUUUUUUAUUUUAACUGUUGCUUUAAUGUUAAUGUACAGGAGCAAGUUGCAUAAAAGAACAUUACAUGCUGAGAUAAACUUUUUCUUUCAAAGAAGACUGAAUGACUGAUAAGUAACUGACUACUGUACACUGCUCCACAAACUGUUUGUAUGUUAACUAUUAUUGCAAGUAAAUAAAAUUCCUUGACUGUGA
This is a messenger RNA of Girardinichthys multiradiatus, 3751 nucleotides long. RefSeq names its product EH-domain containing 2b (gene ehd2b). Lineage: Eukaryota; Metazoa; Chordata; Actinopteri; Cyprinodontiformes; Goodeidae. The record is from RefSeq and is a predicted model, not a curated record. The transcript is spliced from 7 exons. Gene Ontology annotation, cellular component: cytoplasm; plasma membrane. Bases 590 to 2230 code for a protein of 546 amino acids. Gene Ontology annotation, biological process: endosomal transport; endocytosis. Gene Ontology annotation, molecular function: calcium ion binding; GTP binding; protein binding.